AUGAUGCUUGGCGGCAUUAUCAUGAUCUUGGGAGUCAUCAUCCAGAUCACCGCUAUCAAGGGGUCCAAGGCAACUGUUCAGUUAAUCAUCGGAAGGACCAUAACCGGUAUCGGAAACGGUAUCAACACUUCCACCAUCCCAACCUAUCAGGCCGAGUGCAGUCGUACCACCAACCGUGGCCUUCUCAUUUGCAUUGAAGGAGGCAUCAUCGCAUUCGGGACCAUGAUUGCGUACUGGAUCGACUACGGCGCGUCCUAUGGACCCGACGACCUGACUUGGCGAUUCCCUAUCGCUUUCCAGACCAUUUUCGGUGUAAUUCUCAUUGUCGGCAUUUUCUUCCUCCCCGAAUCACCCAGAUGGUUGGUUAUGCGAGACCGACAUGAAGAUGCCAUUGAUGUCAUCGCUGCUCUCAGUGGCCUCGAGACUACGAACGCUCAGGUUACUCUCCAACAUUCCCUGAUUGUGGAUGGCAUCAAGGCUAGUGGACAUGCUGGAGGACAGGUCCCCUACUCUGCUCUGUUCACUGGUGGAAAGACUCAACAUUUCCGCCGAUUACUCUUGGGAUCAAGCUCCCAGCUAUUUCAACAAUUAGGGGGAUGCAAUGCCGUUAUAUAUUACUUCCCAAUUUUGUUUCAAUCUGCCAUUGGAGUCGACCACAACCUUGCCUUGUUGCUCGGAGGAGUCAACAUGAUUGUUUACUCAAUCUUCGCAACCGUUUCUUGGUUCAUCAUUGAACGUGCUGGUCGUCGUCAACUGUUCCUUUGGGGUACCAUCGGACAGUGCCUGAGUAUGGUAUUGGUCUUUGCUUGUUUAAUCCCAGAUGAUGGGAAGGGUCCUUCGGCUAAGGGAGCUGGUGUUGGUCUCUUCACAUACAUCGCAUUUUUCGGAGCUACUUGGCUACCACUCCCAUGGCUAUAUCCAGCAGAGAUCAACCCUCUUCGAACUCGUGGGAAAGCCAAUGCGGUUUCGACAAUCACCAAUUGGCUUUUCAACUUCUUGAUUGUCAUGGUUACACCCGUCAUGAUCUCGAACAUUAAAUGGGGAACUUAUCUCUUCUUCGCUAUUGUCAACGCUUGCUUCCUUCCAAUCAUUUACUUCUUCUACCCAGAGACGAAGAAGCGCUCUUUGGAGGAAAUCGAUCUCAUCUUCGCAAAGGGAUACCUUGAGAAUAUCUCCUACGUCAAGGCCAGUUACGAUAUGCCAUUCUUGUCUAACCAGGAGGUAGAAGCUAUGUCAAGACAAUAUGGCUUCAUUGACAGUGACGAAGAGACCAAGAUUGGAGGUGAUAGUAGCGACAAUGAGAAGGGUGAUGCUGCUUUGAGAAAUCGAAAUGUUGGCAGCACCGAAUCGGUGCCUGUUCAAGACACUGCAGUUGGAGGUCCUCGAAAUGACUAA
Messenger RNA from Cadophora gregata, 1395 nucleotides. RefSeq lists its product as uncharacterized. Gene Ontology annotation, cellular component: membrane. The record is from RefSeq and is a predicted model, not a curated record. Bases 1 to 1395 code for a protein of 464 amino acids. Gene Ontology annotation, biological process: transmembrane transport; carbohydrate transport. Lineage: Eukaryota; Fungi; Ascomycota; Leotiomycetes; Helotiales; Ploettnerulaceae. Gene Ontology annotation, molecular function: carbohydrate:proton symporter activity. The transcript has a single exon.